Molecule: messenger RNA, 1083 nt
Organism: Chrysochloris asiatica (Cape golden mole)
Lineage: Eukaryota; Metazoa; Chordata; Mammalia; Afrosoricida; Chrysochloridae
Gene: GPD1L
Product: glycerol-3-phosphate dehydrogenase 1-like
Exons: 8
Coding region: 28-1083 (351 amino acids)
Biological process (GO): glycerol-3-phosphate catabolic process; carbohydrate metabolic process
Cellular component (GO): glycerol-3-phosphate dehydrogenase (FAD) complex; cytosol
Molecular function (GO): NAD binding; protein homodimerization activity; glycerol-3-phosphate dehydrogenase [NAD(P)+] activity
Source: RefSeq, a predicted model, not a curated record
CCCCAGCUGCAGCAUUCCGGCCUGGACAUGGCAGCGGCGCCCCUGAAAGUGUGCAUCGUGGGCUCGGGAAACUGGGGUUCAGCUGUCGCAAAAAUAAUUGGUACUAAUGUCAAGAAGCUUCAGAAGUUUGCCUCCACAGUCAAGAUGUGGGUCUUUGAAGAAACGGUUAAUGGGAGAAAACUGACGGACAUCAUAAAUAAUGACCACGAGAAUGUAAAAUAUCUCCCUGGACACAAGCUGCCUGAAAAUGUGGUUGCGGUCUCAAAUCUCAGUGAGGCUGUGCAGGAUGCGGACCUGCUGGUGUUUGUCAUUCCUCACCAGUUCAUUCACAGAAUCUGUGAUGAGAUCACUGGGAGGGUGCCCAAGAAAGCACUGGGAAUCACUCUCAUCAAGGGGAUAGACGAGGGUCCCGAGGGGCUGAAACUCAUCUCCGACAUCAUUCGCGAGAAGAUGGGCAUUGAUAUCAGUGUGCUCAUGGGUGCCAACAUUGCCAACGAGGUGGCUGCGGAGAAGUUCUGUGAGACCACCAUCGGCAGCAAAGUGAUGGAGAAUGGUCUUCUCUUCAAGGAACUUCUGCAGACUCCAAAUUUUCGGAUUACAGUAGUUGAUGAUGCGGACACUGUUGAACUUUGUGGCGCUCUUAAGAACAUCGUCGCCGUGGGAGCCGGGUUCUGUGAUGGCCUGUGCUGUGGGGACAACACCAAGGCUGCAGUCAUCCGUCUGGGACUUAUGGAAAUGAUUUCGUUUGCCAAAAUCUUCUGCACGGGCCAGGUGUCCACAGCCACCUUCUUGGAGAGCUGUGGGGUGGCUGACCUGAUCACUACCUGCUAUGGAGGCCGAAACCGCAGGGUGGCUGAGGCAUUUGCCAGGACGGGAAAGACCAUUGAAGACUUGGAGAAGGAAAUGCUGAAUGGGCAGAAACUCCAGGGACCUCAGACUUCUGCCGAAGUGUACCGCAUCCUCAAGCAGAAGGGAAUGAUUGACAAGUUUCCAUUGUUUACUGCAGUAUAUCAGAUCUGCUAUGAAGGAAAACCCGUUCAGGAUAUGCUUUCUUGUCUCCAGUGCCAUCCAGAGCACAUAUAA